This is a messenger RNA of Neoarius graeffei (lesser salmon catfish), 1188 nucleotides long. RefSeq names its product NPHS2 stomatin family member, podocin (gene nphs2). The transcript is spliced from 8 exons. Lineage: Eukaryota; Metazoa; Chordata; Actinopteri; Siluriformes; Ariidae. Gene Ontology annotation, cellular component: plasma membrane. The record is from RefSeq and is a predicted model, not a curated record. The coding region runs from base 1 to 1188 and encodes 395 amino acids.
AUGCUCCUGAUGAAAGACAGUGAGAUGGAGAGAAGGACAGAAAAAAUAUCUCCACCACCACUUCCAAAAGCUGCUAGGACCAAAAGAGAGACAGCACCAACAGCCAGAGAGAGGAAGCACAAAGAGGGUAAGGCAGUGAAACUCCAGGUACCACACAAAGGGAGAGAGAGGAUGGAGGACAAAGAAGCAGGAAAAGCACACCGUAAUGAAGACAAAAAUGAAGCAUCGUCCACCGUGAUCAAUGUAGACAGUGUGCGACAGAGGACAAAUAGAGAAAGUGAGGAGUUGCUGGGCCUUUUGGACAGCGAAUGGCAUGAAGAAGGCUUGAAGCCGCAGAGCCUUGGAGUCUGUGAGCUGCUUCUCAUUAUUAUAGCUCUCGCCGCAAUAAUAUUCUUCUUUCCCAUAUCAAUUUGGUUCUGUGUGAAGAUCGUGCGAGAACAUGAGCGUGCUGUGGUGUUUAGACUUGGACACCUGCUACAAAGAAAACCCCAAGGACCAGGGCUGCUCUUUUACCUCCCAUUUUUGGAUGUUUGUCAUAAAGUGGACAUUCGGUUAAAGAUGCUGAAGGUCCCAUCUCACUCGGUGGUGACGAAAGACCUGGUGUGCACAGAGGCGAGUGCAGUCUGUUACUAUCGCAUUGAGAAUGUGUCCAUGUAUUACUCGUCCCUGGCAGGAGUCCUAGCUGUGCUGCAGGCUUUGGUUCAGGUCUCAGUUAGGGAAGUUCUGGCCCUUCACACCUUCACCAGUAUACUGCAGAACAGGAGUCAAGUUGCCCACCAGAUCCAGGUUACAUUGGAUUCCAUCGCCUGCAGGUGGGGAAUCAAAGUGGAGAGAGCAGAGAUAGAGGAUCUCUGUCUCCCGCCUGAGCUUAAGCAAAACUUUGCUGUUGAGGCUGAAGCAAAGAGACAAGCUCAAAUUAAAGUGAUUGCAGCAGAGGGCGAGAGGGCAGCGUGUGAGGCUUUAAAAGUCUCUAUUGACUCACUGUCCGACUCUCCUCUGGCCAUCCAGCUGCGCCUUCUCCAGCUCCUUCACACACUGCGCUCUGACCAGCCUGCUGUACUCCUUAACCUUCCAACUGAUCUCCUCAACCAGCCACUUCAGCUGGCAGACACAAGCAGCUCCUCCAAACAAAACCAGCCAGCAGGGGACAUCACAGAGGAAAUGGCAGAAGACUCACCAAUGAUGUAA